UUCCGCCCUCCGAAUUGUACUUCACCUUAACCCUGACCAGCACUACUAUCACCCAGCCUUGAGUCGCGUUGGUUGACUUUAUCAUUUGGAUCUAAAUUCCGAGCAGCUUCCGAAAUACCGACCAAACAAAACCCCAGAACCUCAAUGCUUUCGCAAUAGUCCACCGUCGAUACCUUUUAACCACCCAAUGGCCCACCAGACGUUUGACCUCCCCGACUCGACCGACUGGCUGACCACGCCACUGUCCCUCCUCGCGCCGCUCGAGUCCGCCCUGCGAUGUCAAGUCUGCAAGGACUUCUUCGAGAACCCCGUCAUCACCUCGUGCAGCCACACAUUCUGCUCAUUGUGCAUCCGCCGCUGUCUCAGCACGGAGGGGAAAUGUCCCGCGUGUCGCAGCUCGGACCAGGAGCUGAAGCUGCGGCAGAAUUGGGCGGUGCAGGAGCUCGUUGAGACGUUUCAGAAUGCGAGACCGAGCGUCUUGCAGCUAGCCACCCAGGCGGCGGCGGCGGCGCAGCAAAAUAGUGAGGAGGGGGGUUUAGCGCGGGCAGCGAAGAAGCGGAAGGUAGAUGUGUCAGUGGAGGGGGUGCGGACGCGCUCGCAGGCGAGGGGGGGAGGUCCGACGCAGCAAGCUCCUGCAGAAGUGAUUGAGGUGAUUGACGAUAGUCAGGAUGAGGAGUUUGUUCCAGCAGAUGGACUUGUCGCGUGUCCUGUAUGUCAGCGGAGGAUGAAGAACGAAGCCGUGUUCUCACAUCUUGAUAAAUGCACCGGAGAACCUGCACCACCCAAAGCUUCCCCCAAGACUUCCUUCGGCUCUCUACAAAUGUCGAUGUCUGCGCCAGUUCCAUACAGGAAUCCCAAGAACAAACCACUUGAGAGACUUCCAACCAUUAAUUAUUCUCUAUAUAAGGAGAGUAUGCUUCGGAAAAAGCUCAAAGAUCUGGGCAUCCCCAAUACAGGCCCACGGCCACUGCUGCAAAGACGCCAUACCGAAUGGGUGAAUCUGUGGAACGCUAAUUGCGACUCCAAGUCGCCUAAGCCUCAUGGAAUCUUGUUGCGUGAACUCGACAUCUGGGAACGAACUCAAGGCAACCAAUCUUCUUCAUCGUCCGAGGCUCCUGGAUCAAUCAUGCGCAAGGAUUUCGAUAAAGCUGCUUGGUCAUCAAGCCAUGAAGACGACUUCAAGAAACUCAUUGCCAAUGCUCGGCAAAAGAGUCGCGCGGCGGCGCGUACGACAACACCACAAGAAUCCGCUGCGUCGAAGCUGACAGAUGCCUCGUUGCCAGCGGACACCACAGAUCCUCCCGACAGUGUGCCUGUAGAUGCCAGUAUGUCAGGUGCUGUAGCGCCCGAGACUCCACUGCCACCAGAGUCAUUCAAUGGCGGACUGACUGAAAUGCAUCACUAA
Molecule: messenger RNA, 1405 nt
Organism: Aspergillus brunneoviolaceus CBS 621.78
Lineage: Eukaryota; Fungi; Ascomycota; Eurotiomycetes; Eurotiales; Aspergillaceae
Gene: rad18
Product: E3 ubiquitin-protein ligase RAD18
Exons: 5
Coding region: 188-1405 (405 amino acids)
Biological process (GO): protein monoubiquitination; DNA damage tolerance
Cellular component (GO): Rad6-Rad18 complex; nucleus
Molecular function (GO): single-stranded DNA binding; ubiquitin protein ligase activity
Source: RefSeq, a predicted model, not a curated record